AUGCACUUGACUCAAUUCCCAUCAAAAGAUCUUGCUCUUGAUCAAAACCAAGUAUCUUCAGAGGCUGAUCAUCUUCCAUUUCUUCGAGUUCACUUCUCAAAUCCUUCAUCAGAUUAUUCUGAUUUCCAUUACUUUUGGCUUCGACACAAUUGUAAUCACGUGCCAAAAUCAAGACAUGCAAAAACAUUGGAGAGAAUUAUUGAUUCCUCACAAGUGGAUCUUGCUAUUGAACCAGCUUCUGUUCAGGUAUUUCUGUUGAAAGAGUUGCCAGAACAUGACAAGACUUUUGUGGAUACUUUCGUUUCGAAUGAUGAAGAAACUAAUCCUAGUGAAGCAGUGUUGAGAAUAGAGUGGCAGGAUGGACAUGUUACAGAGUAUAAGGAGAGUUUCCUUCAAAGGUAUGCCUAUGGAAGAAAUAGAAUAGAGAAGGUUAAGGUGCCAGAUCAUGACUUGAGUUUAAUUGAAGUGCACUAUUCGAAAUAUGCUACUUUACAAGAAUCAAUUCCAGAGAGUUUCGUUUCUGAUGUUUUGGAAAGAUUGAAAAGGGACUGUGCUGUAUUGGUGAGAGGAAUAGAAAUCGAUACUGAACUAAUCAUCGAUGCAUUCUCUCCUCAUCUCUCAGUUAUUCCAACACACUUUGGAAGACUUGAAGAUUUGAGAGUUGACAAUACCACCAACCAAAACAACGAUCAACUUGGUUACACAGAUGCCCCAGUUGACCUGCACACAGAUCAACCAUUCAUUGAGAAUCCACCAGAGCUCCAACUCCUGCACUGUAUCAUUCCAGCCACAGAAGGAGGUGAUAAUUAUGUGGUCAACUCUGUCCAAGCAGCUUGGUAUCUGAAACAGAUUGAUCCUCUUGCCUUCAAGAUUUUGAGUGAAUUUCCAGUGAAAUUUCACAGAAAACAACAAAAAUUCGAAAGUAUCUUGUACAAGCCAAUUAUUGAAUUGAGUCAAGACGGAAAGGAAAUCAAACAAUUGAGAUUCAGCUACUUUACCUAUGCUCCACAUGUUUUUGAUUUUGAUUAUCUUCCCGAGUUUUACAAGGCCUAUAACAAGUUUACCAAUAUUGUGAGAGAUAGAAAGAAUCAAUUCUAUUUUAGAUUGGAGAAGGGAGAUUUUAUAUUUUACAAUAAUCAAAAAAUGUUUCAUGCAAGAACUUCGUUUAAGGGUGAGAGAUGGUUGAAGGGAGUUUAUUUCAAUUAUCAUGAAUAA
This is a messenger RNA of Naegleria gruberi, 1215 nucleotides long. RefSeq lists its product as uncharacterized. NCBI's taxonomy places the organism in Eukaryota, Heterolobosea, Eutetramitea, Acrasida, Naegleriidae. Gene Ontology annotation, cellular component: mitochondrion. Gene Ontology annotation, molecular function: oxidoreductase activity. Gene Ontology annotation, biological process: carnitine biosynthetic process. The record is from RefSeq and is a predicted model, not a curated record. The coding region runs from base 1 to 1215 and encodes 404 amino acids. The transcript is spliced from 2 exons.